This is a messenger RNA of Fonsecaea multimorphosa CBS 102226, 1149 nucleotides long. RefSeq lists its product as uncharacterized. The coding region runs from base 1 to 1149 and encodes 382 amino acids. NCBI's taxonomy places the organism in Eukaryota, Fungi, Ascomycota, Eurotiomycetes, Chaetothyriales, Herpotrichiellaceae. The transcript has 2 exons. The record is from RefSeq and is a predicted model, not a curated record.
AUGCCCAUCCCCACCGAAUUGGUCGGGAGUCUCCCUCGACCCACGUACCUACAAAAGGCCUUUGCAGACUACGAUGCCGGCAAUAUCUCGCGCGACGAGCUGAUCAAGGCCCAGGACCGAGCCGUGGAGGAUUCGUUGAAAAACCUUGCCGCCACGGGUGAAGUGUUGAUCACGGACGGCGAACAGCGGGCGAGUUCCUUCGCCACGUAUCCCAUCACCGACACGCUCGGGGGCACAGGUCUGUCGGACAACCUCGCCGCGGACGGCCAGUACUUUGCCAUCUUUGACGAUGGGCAUCACAGGCAGCUGCCCCGCCUGGUCAAGGGUCCGUUUAAGUACAAGACCUACGCCUACGAGAACCUGAAGAGGUCGAUGCCGCUUGCGGGAGGGCACGCCAUGAAACAGGCCGUCAUCGCCCCCUCCAUGAUGUACCUGCUGUAUCCGCUCAACGGCACCGUCGAGGGAUACUCUCGAGAGCAAUUUGAAAGGGAUGUCGUCGACGAGUGCGAGAAGGACAUCCGCGGCUGCUUCGCCGCGGGAGCAAAACGUGUGUCUAUCGACUUUACGGAGGGGAGGCUUGCGACCAAGAACGACUCGAGAAAUCCGUGGACGGGGGCCCAUUUGCUGCAGAAGUUCAUCGACUUGAAUAAUCAGGUCCUGGACCGCUUCACACCCGAAGAACGCGCCAACAUCGGCAUCCACACCUGCCCCGGCGGCGACUGCGACUCGGUCCAUUCAGCCGACGUCGACUACCACGACCUUUUGCCUUCCCUGUUCCAGAUGAACGCGGGCUACUUUUUGAUCCAGCUGGCAUCAGAGAAGAACAAGACCCGCGUAUACGAGGAGAUUGGGCGCACGAUCCGCCGCGACGCCAACGGUGUCAAGCAGGUCGCCCUUGUGGGCGUCGUCAACCCGCUGAACCCGGAGGUCGAGUCUCCCCAACAAGUCUGCGACGCUCUCGUCGAGGCCGCCAAAUACAUACCCAAGGACCAGCUGGGCGCCACCGACGACUGCGGCUUCAGUCCGUUUAGUAUCGACGUCAAGCCAAAGCACAAGAAUAACCCGGACUUUGCGCGCGAGGUCGCCUUUCAGAAGAUCGCAGCCCGCGUCAAGGGGGCGAGGAUGGCGAGCGAGCGGUUGGGAUUGUGA